AUGCUGCCUGCUGCAGUGGAUUCUCACGUCGGAGCAUCCGUGUCGGAGCCGCAUGCAUGUCUGUGCAUGCAUGGCAAAAACCGAAGCGGCAAUCUAGGUGCGCUUCAAGCGGAGGGAGAGGAAGCGUUAGAAACCAGCAGCGACAAUGAAGAGAUGCAGUGUGCUGCGACACUGCGUCUCCACGAGGACUACCCAGAGCCUCUAACCAGGGCUCAACGCGAGUUACUGUACCGGCACACUGCGACGAUGGUUCAUCGGUUUGAAAUGUUGCGUAAAGGCACGCGCAUUGUUGAGCGAGGCUACAACAGCCUUAAGUCUCUUCUCGCCAGACUAGAAGAGGAACGGACACGUCUGCAGACCUCGCUGGAUGAAUUGCUAAAGCAGGAGGAAGCAGAAAGUUCAGCUACAAGCCACACCGAAUCAACUGCGAGCCGCACAGAGGCCAAACCGACCCCAAGCAGGAGACGUCCAGGUGGCCUGUUGUGCUCUGCGGCGUUUGCGAACAUGCACAAUAUCCUUAAUGCCGCAAAGCGUGAGGAGCAACAACAGCGGUUAAAUGUCACGCUAGGGCGAGAGAAAAUUGGCAAAACGACGCAGCUUAAAAUUAUAAAUGAUGACCUUGCAGAGCAGAAGCAGUACCUUGCCCCACUCACCGAGAAGUAUGAGAAGAGUCGUGCCCUGUUAGAAAUGACAAAGGGCAAGGUAUUGGAGGUUUUGCGGCUUUACGACGAGAUGCAUCGGAUGGAGGUUCUGUAUGCGUCGCGCUUUUUUUUACGCGCUUCUGGUGCUCAAGGAGGCGAGGAGGGGGCAGAAACUGCGGCGUAUGAUGUCUUUUUUGCCCCAGCGAGGUACACAGAUGAGGUGCAAGACAUGAUCCGUGAACAGGUGGAGGAGACGCUUGGUGAGUAUCUUGCCUACCGCGCUCGCGUUGACCCGGUGCUGGAGUCGCUUGCGGAGGAGCGGCGCAAUCGGGAGGCAAAGCGGGCAGACCAGCUGUUGCAGCUUAUUGGUGUUGAUACAGAGAACAUUAAGGUGGCGGCGUCCGCCGAUUUAGGUUUUGCGACAUCACUGGUGACGACAACCAUAACUGACGCGACACCUCCUGCGUUGAAGAAGAAAGAUGGAACCACUGCGGUGGCCGGCCAAAUCAGCGAUACGGAGGAUGACUACGAUGAUAAUGACCCAGGGGAUGAGCCGCAGGAAAGGAGGCAACGUGACCAGAUUCAGUCCGCGCUGGCCGCGCUUGAUGACUUUGAGGAGCUCUAUUGA
Molecule: messenger RNA, 1269 nt
Organism: Trypanosoma rangeli
Lineage: Eukaryota; Euglenozoa; Kinetoplastea; Trypanosomatida; Trypanosomatidae
Exons: 1
Coding region: 1-1269 (422 amino acids)
Source: RefSeq, a predicted model, not a curated record